AUGCCGUUCCUGGCUGAAGAGCAUAUCGACAUACCCACUACAGAUCUAUUAUCAUGGAUGUUUGAUAGACAGACGUACGAUGCAGACAAGCCUGUAAUGAUGAUUUACGUCGACGCUGCUGAGCCAGCACGAUCGAUAUCCUCAAACCAGGCAAGGAGUAUAGCAAGGAAGUUAUGUGCGGGCUUCAGAUCGAUUGGACUGAAGGAGGGAGAUUGUGUUUGUUUGCUGUCUUUCAAUGAUAUAUAUUAUUCAAUGGCCUUCGCAGGCAUACUGACCUUCGGUGGCAUCUUUGCUGGCGUCAAUCCCUCCCACACACCAUACGAGCUCGAACAUGCUUUCCAUACUGCCGAAGUCAAGGCUCUCAUCGUCGAACCCGAGUUUCUCCCGAAUGCUCUAAAAGCUGCUCAGCAAGCCGGUAUCUCACGGACAAAUAUAUUCGUUUUCGAUCACCACACAUCAGCCGCACAGCCCUGGGAUGACAGUGAGGUUGGUGACAUAGACAUUAAAAGCUGGAGGUACCUAAUGGGUCAAGGGGAAACUGACUGGGUAAAAUGGGAUAACGGAGCACGAAGCAAAGCGACAACAGCAGCCCGUCUGUUCUCAAGCGGGACCACCGGUCUUCCCAAAGCUGUGGAGAUGACGCACCACAACUUCAUCGCCCAGCACACCAUGGUCCUCGAGCACAAAGCACGAGACUACGAAGUCAUACGCCUUCUCUGCACCCCCAUGUUCCACGUCUCCAAUGUUCCGCGCGCACACACCUCACCUCUCCGCUCCGGCCUCCUUACGUACGUGAUGCAGCGCUUCGAGCUAGAAACCUGGCUCUCGAACAUACAACGCUUCCGCAUAACAGAAGCAAACAUGGUGCCACCGAUGGUCAUCUCUGUCAUAAACUCGCCCCUCACAAAGCAGUACUCUCUAAGAUCGAUACGCAACUCCUGGGUUGGCGCAGCACCGCUUGCCGCCGAACCGCAAGCGCGCUACAAAGCCCUCUUACGGGCCGACACACCGUUCAAUCAAGUCUGGGGCAUGAGCGAAACGAGUUGUAUAGCGACGAUGGUGCACUACCCUGAGCAAGACUUGACAGGGUCUGUGGGCAGGUUUCUGCCGAACAUGGACGCAAAGUUAGUAGACGACGAGGGGAGGGAUAUCACGGACUAUAAUGUCAGGGGGGAGCUGUGUGCGAGGGGCCCGCUGAUAGUGAAGGGAUAUUACAAUAACUCACAAGCGAAUGCUGAGAGUUGGGAUAAGGAUGGAUACUUCCACACCGGAGACAUCGCUGUGCGGCGUCGAGACAACAGAUUGUGGUAUAUCGUCGAUAGGAAGAAGGAACUCAUCAAAGUCCGCGGGUUCCAAGUCGCCCCCGCAGAACUCGAAGGCGUGCUCCUUUCACACCCCGAGAUCAGCGACGCAGCCGUCAUUGGUGUCGCAGCAGGCGGCACGGGCGGAGCAAACACCAUCGCUAGAGCGGGCGAGGAGGGCAGUGAGCUACCACGAGCAUACAUCGUGCUAAAGCAAGGCGGCCAGCUAGCCGAGACAGACGUGCAAGCAUACAUGAGAGAGAAACUAGCUGGGUACAAGCAACUGGUAGGCGGUGUGCGGUUCAUGGACUCGAUACCGAAGAACGCAUCAGGCAAGAUACUGAAGAAAGAUCUCAAGGAGGUUGCUAGGAAGGAAAUGAGUGCGCGGUUAUAG
Didymella exigua CBS 183.55 is the source of this 1695-nucleotide messenger RNA. Its product is annotated as 4-coumarate-CoA ligase. Bases 1 to 1695 code for a protein of 564 amino acids. Gene Ontology annotation, biological process: secondary metabolic process. The record is from RefSeq and is a predicted model, not a curated record. Lineage: Eukaryota; Fungi; Ascomycota; Dothideomycetes; Pleosporales; Didymellaceae. The transcript has 4 exons. Gene Ontology annotation, molecular function: CoA-ligase activity.